Pelodiscus sinensis (Chinese soft-shelled turtle) is the source of this 2341-nucleotide messenger RNA. It is a transcript of the gene JCHAIN, whose product is annotated as joining chain of multimeric IgA and IgM. Gene Ontology annotation, cellular component: pentameric IgM immunoglobulin complex. Gene Ontology annotation, biological process: humoral immune response. The record is from RefSeq and is marked provisional. Gene Ontology annotation, molecular function: immunoglobulin receptor binding. NCBI's taxonomy places the organism in Eukaryota, Metazoa, Chordata, Testudines, Trionychidae.
CUUCAAAAGAAGGGAAGGCAAGAUGAAGACCUCUUUGUUACUAUGGGGAGUCCUGGCAGUAUUCUUGGGGGCUACUCUUGUGGCAGGUUAUUUUGAGGAUGAUGAGAAGGAAGAACACACCCUAGUCGAUAACAAGUGCAAGUGUGUGAAGGUGACCUCGAGCUUUGUCGCUUCUAAAGAUAAUCCUGAGGAAAAAGUCCUGGAGAGAAACAUACGAGUCAUAAUCCCACUGAAGGCAAGACAGAACAUCUCUGAUCCCACCUCGCCACUGAGAACCACCUUUGUCUACCGCAUGACUGAGCUCUGCAAAAAAUGUGAUCCUGUAGAAGUGGAGCUGAAUGACCGGGUAGUUACUGCUGAGCAGAGCAACACAUGCAAGAGUUCCGAUACCUGCUACACCUACGACCGGAACAAAUGCUACACCACAACCCUCCCGUUUUCCUACGGUGGGAAGACCACCGCCAUCCAAGCGGCCCUGACUCCAGAAUCCUGCUACCCUGACUAGAUUAAACCACUGCUGCUAGAGUGCCUUGUUAUACUGUAAUCUCCCCGCCUCCCCGAACAAAGCACAGUUAUAUUAGGAUGGUAAGAAAAACAGUGUCUGAAAUACCAGCUCCUCACAAUUAACAUGAAAAGUGAUGCCUUUCUCCUAUAGCACAGGGUGGACAUAAAUAUGAACCAUUACGCCAAUUAUCCAUUGUGGACAAAAUCCCCAUACUAGGGGGCAGAUCCUCAGAUGGUAUGAGUCAGUGUAACUGCCUUGAACUGAUGGAGCUACACUAACUUACACCAUUGGGGCAUCUGGCUCGAACAGUCUUCUUUUAGUCCCGAUUCAGACAAGGCUCUUGUUAAAGUCAGUGAGGGCUGGGCCAUAGUAACAAAGGCAGGCUUAGUUCUUUACUGUGGAUAGAAACAAUGAAACCCAAAGGCCUGGCAAGUGUUUGCCUUCCGAUUCCCACAACCAUGUUUUCCUAAGUCAUUUCUCCAGUGUCUUGGGCUUUUUGGUGCCUACUACAGUCCCUUUCGGCACAGAGAGAUACCGCGGCUGCACAUAAAAUAUCAGUGUGUAAUCUGAGAUGGCCCCGUCUGUGUGUUCUGCUGGAAAACCCCACUUCAGUUAUUGAAAAUAAUCCUUCGCACCAACUUUAAGAACCGCACGACCAUGUUGUUGCACUUUCACCUGCAAGCCUCAUAGAAACCAGUGCCAUUCUUGAGAAAGAGAACAUUCAGGGUGAGGCUUUCAAAGACAUCAAGGGGAUUUGGAAGACCAGUCCCCAUUCAGUUUUAAUGGGCAUCAGUGGUGUAGCAAGGGUCUUAGGCACCUGGGAGCAAAGGCAAAAUUUGCACCCCCCAAUCAUUUGCCCACCAAACUCCAGAGCAGCUGGGCAAUUAUUAUGUAGCCCUGGGGAGUUGGGAACAGCAAAGAGCUGGCCAUCUGAGUCUUCCCCAUCCCGUCCCAUUCCCCUUCCCCCCCAGCACCAGCAGCAGCUCACCUUCCAUCAGCAUGCUGCUGCAUGGCUCUGCAAAGGAGGUGAGUGGGUGGAGAAAAGUUAACAACCCCGCAACAUUUGGCAGAUAAAUUGGUGCCCCCCCUUGCAUGGCGCCCGGGGGCAACUGCCCCCCUCGCGACGCCACAGAUGGGCAUCCUAUUCCCUUAUGUGGCUUUGAAAAAAAUCACAUCCUCAGUGUAUCCCCACAUAUUUAGAGAAGACUGAGGAUGCUGCUGCUUUUGAGUAUUUUUAAAUGGUGCCAAAAUGCCGUGUGUUACGGGACUAGUCAAUCAUUCUUCCACUCUAUAUUGGAGAUUGAGCUACCUACCAAUGAUAUUUCACUGCUCUGUGUUUCCAUACUGACAAUUAUUAAUGCCUUCUGCAAUUGACCCAACACCGCGGAGAACAAAUUCUUUUGGUUUAAAUAAAUGGUCUAGGUCCCGAUUCUGCAUUCGGAAUCGCAUUGGCAGCCUUUGGGCCUGCUCGAUCUGAUUGCAAGAAUGGGGCCCUACUUAGGACUCUCUUCUGGUCUUCUACACCAGAUUCCUUUCUCUGGCCCGUAGAAGGGAUUCUCCCCCAUGAAAGAGGCUGAUACAGCAUUGCUCUGUACAUAACAUUGAAUGUGCAUCAGACCUUGUCUUGUCAUGUGUAUACAAGUCCAUAAACUGCGUGCGGCAUUACUCCUGGAAAGGCUGAUCCAUUCCUCCCUGUUCUAAAAACUGGUUGCACAUCCCUAGGCUAUUCUGAGAAACCCUGACAUAUUUCAUGUUGUGCCCAAAUAGAGCAAAAGCCAUGUACCCAUGAUUUCAGCUUUGUUAGCAAGAUUGAAUAAAUGAAAUAGAUUUUCCUGC